AUGGCCAUUGGUAAAAUUUCUUUCUUUUUUUCAAUUGUCACUAAUGUGAGAGAGUAUUUCGUAUUGAAUAUUCGUGAAAUCCAUAGUCAAAAAAUUAUCAAAAAUAUAUUCGUGACGUAAUCUACUACUUAAGUUUUUAACGAACUGUGAUAACAUGAAAAACUGUUGAAUAGCUGAUAUGAUAAAAAAAGCAAAUAUAAGUGACGUUGAUGCACAACUACUAUAUAAAGAAGUAUCACAGGUGAAGUGCCAAUGAAGUUGGUAAGAAUUUGUUUAGCAAUGAGCAAACCGGUUGUGACUGUGAAGCAAGGAAAAUUAGAAGGUGCAGAGCUGAAAAGUGCCCUGGGAUUAUCAUAUCUAGCUUUCAGAGGGAUACCUUUCGCUGCUCCUCCUGUCGGAAAUUUGAGAUUUAAGGAUCCUCAACCACCUGUACCAUGGACUGGUAUCAAGGACAUAUCCAAAGAUCAAAAAUACUGUGCCCCACAAAAGGAAGAACUUGCACCUUUCGAUAUUAUAGGCGACGAGGAUUGCCUUUAUUUGAACGUGUACACGAAUUCUCUCAAUCAAUCAAAACCAGUUAUGUUUUGGAUUCACGGAGGUGCAUUCAUAGUCGGCAAUUCGAGCUUCAGCCAGUCAAGACCUGAUUAUUUACUCGCGAAGGAUGUUGUAGUUGUUUCAGCUAAUCACAGACUUGGCGCAUUUGGAUUUUUAAAUUUGGGUCACCGAGUCGCUCCAGGAAAUUUCGGCCUGAAAGAUGUAAUCGCGGCCUUGGAGUGGGUCAAGGAAAAUAUUGGCAACUUCGGCGGAGAUCCCAAUAAUGUUACGAUUUUUGGAGCCAGCGCUGGAGGAGCUUUAGUCCAUUCCUUACUCAUAUCACCUCGUGCGAAAGGAUUGUUUCACAAGGCGAUUUUGCACAGUGGAACACUGUAUUGCUCUUGGGUAACUCGAGACAUGAAAAAUCAUUCUGCAUACGGUUUUAAGCUUGUUUCAAUCCUUGGAAAAGAUACCACUGAUCCUGUCGAAGCUGUUGAAUUUUUACGAACGGUGCCCGCUAAAGACAUUGAAAUGAAAUCAUUUAUUCUUGUUUACGGAGUUGAUCAUGAUGCAGUUGCGGAAAAUCCUGUUUUACCACAACCAAUUGAACAAUUGUUUCCAAAUGAUGCAAACGUACCUGUAAUUAUUAGUUACUCUGAACAUGAAUAUAUCAUGUUCCUGAAAGAUAAAAGCGAAAAAACGAUGAAGGAUUUGAAUCAGAUGCUGUAUACGCAUGUGAACAACUUGAGAUCAUCGAUGAAAUUAGAGGACGCGGAAGUUGAAAAAUUAUUCGAGAUGGUGAAAGAUCGAUAUUUCGGUGGAAAACCAAUCACCGAAGAAACAUUAUCCAACUUAUCAAAAUUGCUUUCUAUUAUUUAUUUCGGCAGUCCCGCGAUGACGAUGUUAAAGGAUCGAGUGAAAAGAAUGACUGCGCCUAAUUAUUUUUGUGUAUUUUCGUACGUUGGCAAUGAGAAAACUCAAACAGAUCUCUUAGUAAAACGACAGAUUUCUGGAGCUUCUCACGUAGAUGAGAUGGCGUAUUUACUAUAUUUACCACAAUGUAAAAUUGAGAAUCCUGAUCCACCAGCGAUCGGUACGAAAGACAGGAUUACAUUAGAACGAAUGACUAAAAUGUGGACGAAUUUCGCUAGGACAGGGGAUCCUACUUCAGUUAAAGACGAGUAUGUCAAUGUCACUUGGAAACCUGCAACGUCGAAAGAGCUCUGUCAGUUGAUAAUUGGCGACGAAUUACAGCUAUUGCCUCUUCCACAAGAUAUUUUAUUUCCCAAAUAGAUUUCAUCGAUUUUCUUAUUAUUUCAAUUGUUUUUAAAAGGGUUUUUAUUUCUUUUUAAUCACAUAACUUAUAAUGAUACAUGUAAUCGUUUUCUUACGUUUAAAAGAAAGACGAAAAGUGUAAAGGAAGUAAUAAAUACAUUACAUAUUAUAUAAUCUACGCUUGUAAAGUAUUGCUUUGAUAGCUAUUUACACGCAUCAUAAAUUUUCCUUUCGCUUGCAAUAACAUAAUCAGAAUUC
Molecule: messenger RNA, 2067 nt
Organism: Heterotrigona itama
Lineage: Eukaryota; Metazoa; Arthropoda; Insecta; Hymenoptera; Apidae
Source: the annotation of a GenBank genome assembly